AUGCACGCCUCAAGCUCUCUCGCUCUCCUCGCCGUCACGGCUCUUUCGGCAUCCGCUGCUCCAGCCCCUCAGUCAAGCAGCGCACCACCAGAGACGCUCAGCGUCGCCAUCUAUAGCGACCAACAGUGUAGCGUCAGUGGCUCCGCUCCGGGGAGUCUGAACGCUACCGUUUGCUAGUACGUGUAUCGAACAUUCUCGUAGUUGGAGUAUGCUGAUAUAUGCUCGCUAGUCCUGUCCCAUCUGGCGUUGGCUCCUUGUCCGUUUACGCCGUUCCAUUCGAAGGAGGAUCCAUUGCCGUCUAUCCUACCGAAGAGUGCGUCGAUGGAGAUGCUAUCGCAAGCUUUAGUACCUACUAUGUCGGCUGUCAGAAGGCUGGCUCUCAGGGCAAAGCUGUGAAGUAUACUCGCACCUAG
Lecanosticta acicola is the source of this 413-nucleotide messenger RNA. The record is from the annotation of a GenBank genome assembly. NCBI's taxonomy places the organism in Eukaryota, Fungi, Ascomycota, Dothideomycetes, Mycosphaerellales, Mycosphaerellaceae.